Rhinocladiella mackenziei CBS 650.93 is the source of this 1491-nucleotide messenger RNA. RefSeq lists its product as uncharacterized. The coding region runs from base 1 to 1491 and encodes 496 amino acids. The record is from RefSeq and is a predicted model, not a curated record. Gene Ontology annotation, biological process: regulation of transcription by RNA polymerase II; DNA-templated transcription. Gene Ontology annotation, cellular component: chromatin. Gene Ontology annotation, molecular function: zinc ion binding; RNA polymerase II cis-regulatory region sequence-specific DNA binding; DNA-binding transcription factor activity, RNA polymerase II-specific. NCBI's taxonomy places the organism in Eukaryota, Fungi, Ascomycota, Eurotiomycetes, Chaetothyriales, Herpotrichiellaceae. The transcript is spliced from 3 exons.
AUGCCUUUCCUCCUUAAUUACACCAAUCCUGCCACCAAUUCCCUCUCAGCCUGCUACAAAAGCGUCCAAGACCUGAGCGAUCACUUCUCCGACCAUGAUGACGCCGUCGGUACGCCGGGCGAUCGGUUGGACGAUUCUGUAGACGAAGGCACAGUGGACGAUGUAUGGCCUGGCGAAUCGACCCCGGUUUAUGGGAUCUCAUCUUUGCUUGGAAAUUCCGAGGAGCAGUGGUGGAACGAAAUCAUUUUAGCUCGAAACUCGCUUCAUCACGCUGAUGCGUUGGACCACAACCACCUCCAAGCAAGGAUGGCGCAGGUCGUGCUCGAUCUCACAGCUAUACAUCGGUCGCAAUGCCGAAAACUUCCAGGUGCGCUCUUCUUCGAUGAAGAGACCUUUAAGUCUCUUUUCACCCACGACAACAUGGUAGAGUUUACAGAGCUCUACUUUGAUCGUUGGAGUCCUCAUUGCCCGAUUUUGCAUCGCCCGACCUUCGUGUUGACCAACGGUCACCCCCCGCUAUUACUAGCCGUCUUUCUGAUCGGAGAGGCAUACUCUUCCGAGAUUUACCCUUCCCUGGCUCAAGCUUACUAUGAUAUUGCCGAAGAAUACGCUUUCAAUCACCCUCAAUUCAGAGAACUUUUGCGGGACGAGCCACCUUCCUCAUUAGCCUCUUCCUCGUCACUGGAGCCGCUCCAAGCCGCAUACUUAAUGGUCCUCCUGCAAAUGUGUGGCAACAAUGUUAUAUCCCGACGGCGAGUGAGGAAUGCACGAUACAAUGAGGUAAUCCAGGCGGCUCGCAGAUUGAAACUUUUCGACAGUAAGAAUGAAUAUCUGGAUCGUGAACAAAGAGAUUGUAUUGAUUUUGACUGGCACGGAUUUGUGGCAAAGGAGUCGAGAAUACGGCUCGCCUACCUCAUAUUUGGUAUCGAAUGCAAUUUUGCCAUGUUUCACGAGCAUUAUCCGAGACUGGCCAUCUCAGAAAUGGCAGGGAACCCGAUGUGCAGUGAAAGGUGCUUUUCUGCCACCACGAGUGCUGCAUGCGAGCAAUACGCCAAGCAAGAAAUGAGGUUCAGUACGCAGGCUAUCUCAACAAAUUCAUCCCAACUCCUGGAAGGCCGAGAGGGCCUUGCAGGACAGUCGAACCUAGCCGAUCUCUCCCCCAUGAAUUUCUUCUUUGUUCUCUGCGGUCUUCAUUGUGCCAUUCAUGCCUCACGUGCGAAUGGUACAGGAAAGAUUAUGUAUCCCGCAUUUAUGCGAGCCCUGGACCGUUGGAUGAGAAUAUGGGAAUUGCAAAUGAGCAAUCUGCCGGUCGAAGAAUGGAAGAAGCUAGGAUUCAUGAGGGAUGCUGGUCCGGAAUUCUGCCAGCUUGCAUGCAUCUUCGUGGAAGCCGAGGCUCGUGGCCUAUUCAAUACUGAGAAGCUGCGGAGCAUGGAUACGGAGAAUAUGGAGAUUGUCAGUUAUCUGUUACAGGCGUUCUCUCAAACCGCGUGA